Messenger RNA from Monoraphidium neglectum, 1590 nucleotides. RefSeq lists its product as hypothetical. Lineage: Eukaryota; Viridiplantae; Chlorophyta; Chlorophyceae; Sphaeropleales; Selenastraceae. The record is from RefSeq and is a predicted model, not a curated record. The transcript is spliced from 13 exons. Bases 1 to 1590 code for a protein of 529 amino acids.
AUGCCUCCAACUGCGCGCGCCGCCGCCACUGUCGUGGCACUGUCCAUUUUGUUUGUGUUGACCACGCUGCAGGGUGCCGCUGCUGCCGCCGCCGCGGCACCGGCUUUCGCCUUUGCAGGCUUCACAGGAAAGCUCUCCAGCUUGGCGCACGAUGUGGCCGGGAAGGUGACAGUCAACAACCGCUCAUCCAUCACCAUCGCGGGCUUCACCUACGACGGCAAGGCGCCCGCGACCCACUGGUGGUGCGCCAAGUCCAACUCGCGCGCAGACCUGCUCGUCGGCUUCCGCGCGGCACCAGCGCGCCUUGAUCGGGCUUACAACGCGGAGAAGGUCCAGCUGUCGCUCGUCCCCCAGGUCGACUUCUCCACAAACUGCCGCGUGCUGGCCGUGUGGUGCGAGACGGCCAAGGCCAACUUUGGUGACGUCACCAUCACGCCCGCCGCCGCCGCCGCAGCACCGGCUUUCGCCUUUGCGGGCUUCACAGGAAAGCUGUCCAGCUUGGCGCACGAUGUGGCCGGGAAGGUGACAGUCAACAACCGCUCAUUCGUCACCGUCGACGGCUUCACCUACGACGGCAAGGCGCCCGCGACCCACUGGUGGUGCGCCAAGUCCAACUCGCGCGCAGACCUGCUCGCCGGCUUCCGUGCGGCACCGGGGCGCCUCGAUCGGGCUUACAACGCGGAGAAGGUCCAGCUGUCGCUCGUCCCCCAGGUCGACUUCUCCACAAACUGCCGCGUGCUGGCCGUCUGGUGCGAGACGGCCAAGGCCAACUUUGGUGACGUCACCAUCACGCCUGCCGCCGGCGCCGCGGCAACACCGGUCUUCGCCUUUGCGGGCUUCUCAGGAAAGCUGUCCAGCUUGGCGCACGAUGUGGCCGGGAAGGUGACAGUCAACAACCGCUCAUCCGUCACCGUUGAAGGCUUCACCUACGACGGCAAGGCGCCCGCGACCCACUGGUGGUGCGCCAAGUCCAACUCGCGCGCAGACCUGCUCGCCGGCUUCCGUGCGGCACCGGGGCGCCUCGAUCGGGCUUACAACGGGGAGAAGGUCCAGCUGUCGCUCGUCCCCCAGGUCGACUUCUCCACAAACUGCCGCGUGCUGGCCGUGUGGUGCGAGACGGCCAAGGCCAACUUUGGUGACGUCACCAUCACGCCCGUCGCUGCCGCCGCGGCACCGGUCUUCGCCUUUGCGGGCUUCACAGGAAAGCUGUCCAGCUUGGCGCACGAUGUGGCCGGGAAGGUGACAGUCAACAACCGCUCAUCCAUCACCGUUGAAGGCUUCACCUACGACGGCAAGGCGCCCGCGACCCACUGGUGGUGCGCCAAGUCCAACUCGCGCGCAGACCUGCUCGCCGGCUUCCGUGCGGCACCGGGGCGCCUCGAUCGGGCUUACAACGCGGAGAAGGUCCAGCUGUCGCUCGUCCCCCAGGUCGACUUCUCCACAAACUGCCGCGUGCUGGCCGUGUGGUGCGAGACGGCCAAGGCCAACUUUGGUGACGUCACCAUCACGCCUGCCGCUGCGCAGGGUGGCCGGAAGCUGCUGCGGGCAGCGGCGGUCGUGGGGGUGGCAGCGUCAGGGCUAGUCCAUUAG